Cinara cedri is the source of this 3916-nucleotide messenger RNA. Lineage: Eukaryota; Metazoa; Arthropoda; Insecta; Hemiptera; Aphididae. The record is from the annotation of a GenBank genome assembly.
AUGCCGAACCGCCGGUCUCAGGCAACUUCGCCACGGCCACCGCUGCCGGCAAAUUCACCACGACCACUGUCCCAGACAAAUAUCAACGUUGCCACUGUAGCAGCCGUGGCCGCAAUUCUUGCUAGAGGUCGAAACUUUUAUGAGCACGAAAAUAGUCGGCCACCUGUUACAAAUGAAGAACGCGUACCACCCGUCAAUGUAACCAUGCGUCGUGAAGCUCAUAUCAUCAUUUUUAUCAUUUUGUCUUAUCAUCGUAAGUAUAAUAUACAUAUAUACAUGGUAAAACAUCCAUAUAACAGACCCCUAUAAAGCGGAAAUCUCCUUAAAACGGAAAACAACAACAGUUCUGCAUAAUUCAUAUCCCGUAUAUUUGAGUCUCCCUAUAACGGUAACUACUUUAGAACGGAAAAAUCAGCUGUUACCAAGCUUUUCCGUUAUAAGGAAGUUUUACUGUAGUUGCAUAAUAUAUAGAUAUUAUAAUAAUAAUACGAUAUAACUGGCAUAAUACAAUUUUCCGGGUGGCCGGCCUUUGUAAACGAUAAUAAUAUUAAAAUUCCAUUCGUCGAUUUCGCUUUUCAGACGGACACUUGCGGCUGGCCCCACCGUUGCCUGUGUCACACGAUCACUAUGCGAAUGAACAGAUUUUCAGAAUUUUCGAGCAGUUUCCCGGAAUAAGACGCGGCCGCGUCCAUGUUCGCCACGACCGUAUUAUCUUCGACAGGUAAUAUGCCAACAGAUAUUAUGAUAUAUUACAUAUAAAAAACACAAAUAAAGUAAAACAUGAAUAAAUAAAAAAACAAUGUUUAUGUAAAUAAUUUAAUACAAACAAUUUUUAUAAACCAAAUAGAUUAAUUGUUAGAAAAAAAACGCCGGAUUGUUUUCUAUUUAUUUCUUUUUUACUUUAUUAAUAUUUUUAAUAUUUAAUAUUUUAGUGAGUGUUAUAAUAAAACAAGUUUUAGUUUUCCAAUUAUUAUAUAUUAUAAAUUCGAGUUAUUUGCAUCACGGGAUCCGACCAUGUGGCCAUUAGGCCGUGUAUACUUUUGAGCAGAAAAAAAAACAGAUUUAUUUACAGGAUUAGGUACAUAUAAAUUUAUAUUUUGUUGGACCUACGAAUCCUAAAAAAAAUCUUUUCUCUCACUUAUCCAUAUAAAAAUCCUAUUUACGAGGGUGGUUGCGAAAGUGAGUUAAACAAACAUAAAUAUAACCCUUGAAAUCCGUUACUACACCUGGUCGUCGGUACCUAGAAGAUAUAUUACUUUUCCUCUCGACAGAACGAAAGUACGAAUUGUGGUUAAAAUGAAAUGAUACCAUGCUAUUAAAUAACAAAAACCAAAUCAUAAAUUGUUCAUUAAAUAUUAGGAGAACUGGGCGUAAUCUUCUUUCCAACUCCUUCCCCUAAACAAAUCACCAAGUUUUAUAUGGUUAACUCAUCUGCCUCAUAAAUUGAUCUGAUUACAAUUAUUUUUCUUUUUUUAAAUUUAUUGGAAAAAAAGAAGAAUUCUUACAAAUUCAUUGGAUUUUAAUUUUAAAAAUUUUAUUUAUUUUUAAAAUGAUAUAGUUAGAAUUUCAACAUGAACAAUAUUAACAUUCUGUUAAUUUUUUAUUAUUUUACUUUGGUUGUAUAAUGAAAACCCAGAGAUCAAUGUGCUUGGUAAAAAGUUUUCUUUCUUCCAAUAAUAAUAAAUAUACAUAAUUUAUUUUUAAUAUAUACAAGGUGAUCAACUUAUCAUGAAUCAGUAAUUUUCUCGAAAGAUUUUAUCUUAAUUUUAUUUGUAUUUAAAAAAUAAUUUUGGAAUCUUUUUAAGCUUUAUUUUAACAAUAUUUCCAAAUUGUUAUCCUACCCUUUAUACCUUAAAUGAUUGUAAACUCUGUAUUUCAAAAAAAAAAAAUAUCCUUUUUGAACACAGAUUCAAACAUAGAAUAUUGUUGCAUACAUUUUGAUAGAUAUAGCACUAAUAUCAGAUUCACUGCUUAUGAUUUAUAAUAGUUCAAAGUUUAGACCGGAGAUGUAGGUAAAGUUUAUGAAUUUAUUAUCUAAAAAUUAAAUUUAUUACGCUUCCCUAUAUCUCUAGUAUACAUUUUUAAAUGUUAAACCAUUAAAAUUUUUAAAAAGUAAAUUCGAUAUUAGUAUUAUGCCUGUUAACAUUUGUAGAAAAAUAUUCUCUAUUUAAAUUUGAAAGGAAUUGCUCUUUGAAAAUUAAAAGUGUAUAGUAAAUACUAAUUCCAUGUCUUAAGAGUAGAGAUGAUGAAUUAAACAUUUUGUUAAUUUAUAGAGUUAUAUAAAUAUAGAUAUAUAAGUUAUAGAGUUAAAACUCUAUAAAUCAUGUUUUGGACAAAAUAACAGUUCAUAAUAAGGCCACAUAAUACACAAAUUAAAACUGUUUUGAUUUUACGUAUGUUGCACUGCCUCCUGUCCUAUUUGGCUUUUGGGUUUUUCAAUACCAACACACAUUUUUUUUAUAAUUUGUUUGUAUUUGUUUGAUAGUUUUUAGAAUUUGUUUGACCUUCCUACAAUCACUAUAACUAAAAUGCUGGUGGAGGGCUGUAGAAACAUUUCUAUAGCUCACUGCCCUGUUUUAAAAUGAUCAGUAAAAGAUACCACCAUGUUUAUUGCGAAUUUAUAGGUAUUAUAUACGGUCAAAUUUAAAUUGUCUUGUAAUUAUUUUCUAAUUUACUAUUAAGUUCAAGUAAAGUUUUAUUUUUUAAAUUAAAACAAAAGCUUUAAUUGAAUAAGUAACGGCAAAUUAAUUCUUAAAACUGUCAAACAAAUACAAACAAAUUAAGAUCUAUAAUAUGGUACUGAAAAAACACGAAAUGUGUAGUUUUUUUUUAAAAUCCGGGGUUGAAGAAACAUUUCUAUAACUUCUACUUGGUAUUUUGGUUAUAGUGGUCGUAAUAAGGCCAAACAAAUUUUGAAAACUAUUAAACAAAUACAAACAUAUUAAAAACGAAUUCGUGGUGACAUUGAAAAAUCCAAAUUCAAAAAGAGGGGAUCAGUAUAACAUGAUUUUUGGUUUUUCGUUAGGAAUUGUUGUUAAAUAUAAACAAUUUGUUAAAAAAAAAAAAAAACGAAUAGAGACUCUAAGGGAAUUAAUUGUUACCGUUUAACAAACACACGGUAUAACCGAUUUGUGUUCUGUAGGACCAAUUUUAUGUUGUUAGUUUUAAUGUUCGAAUGAGUCGACCUAUUAUCAAACUAAUAGGUAAGAACAUUAUUGUAUUUAUAUGUGUUCAUCGUUUUUUUUUACAAUGUUUAAAUACUAAUAAAUCGAAAUUUGAUAAUACUCAUAUCUUGCUGAAAAAUGAACAUAUUGAAAAAAAAAAUCUGGUAUAAACACAGAAAAUGUUCUUAACUUUUAGCUUGAUAUAUGGUCUAUUUACUUUAAUUUAAUAAUAAAACUAACAGCACAAAUUGGAUCCAGCUGGAUGCGAAUUCGCUGUGAUAUACAACGUUUUAAAAUGGAAAUGGCACAUACAUGUAUGAAGAUGCCCUUAACAUUUUUUAUUAAAUCAAAACAAAAAAAUUGUCGCAGGGUCAAACAAAUAUUAUAUUGAAAGUUAAAAUAUAACGGUUUAAAAAAUACAAAAUAUAAAUUUUGUUGUUUGAAUACCACUGUCGCCACUCGAGAUCAACCCCUAACCGCUGUAUAACUAUAAUCCACUUGAUGCCGAGCACCGUAUACCUUUGUAGUCCAUUCCUUACAGUUUUUAUUUUUAAACUGCGUAUUAUUAUUACAAUUUUUUAUUUUUUAUAUAUAUUUAUGAAUGUAGAGAACAACUACCAUUUGCAAACGCGCCAGCCUUGCCAGCAUCAAGAGAUUACUUUUUGCGAGCUCGUCGUCAGGCAAUUCGUCGUAAACGCUUGGUUCGUCGUCAAGAAAGAGAACCAUUUUUCGACGACAAUAUUUGUCGGUAA